This is a messenger RNA of Drosophila hydei, 1913 nucleotides long. It is a transcript of the gene Srp54, whose product is annotated as probable splicing factor, arginine/serine-rich 7. The record is from RefSeq and is a predicted model, not a curated record. The coding region runs from base 12 to 1712 and encodes 566 amino acids. Lineage: Eukaryota; Metazoa; Arthropoda; Insecta; Diptera; Drosophilidae. Gene Ontology annotation, molecular function: RNA binding. Gene Ontology annotation, cellular component: nucleoplasm. The transcript is spliced from 2 exons.
GUUGCACACCAAUGCCAAUCGCAAUCGAUAACGAUGACCGUUCGCGACGCGAAGCUGUUAUCGGUGCGAUAGCCCUGUGGGCCAAUCGAGAUUUUCGCGACGCUGUUUGCAGCCCUUGUAGAAUUUUUUCCACUUGUUUUGUUAACAAGAGUGAAACAUCGAACAUGGCGGGCGGCAACACACCGCGUGUAAUACAGGUGACCAAUAUUGCGCCGCAGGCCACCAAGGAUCAGAUGCAAACGUUGUUCGGCAACAUUGGCAAAAUUGAGGAGAUUCGACUGUACCCCACCAUCCGGGAUGUUUCAUGCCCAGUACAGUCACGUAUCUGCUAUGUUAAGUACACGGAGACUAGUAGUGUGCCCGUGGCUCAGCAUUUGACCAAUACCGUUUUCAUUGACCGGGCACUCAUUGUCAUCCCGGUGCUGGCCAUACCCGAUGAGUACCGUGCUCUGGAGAUGCUAAAGAACGGGACCAUUGUGCCGGGCUUGCAGAAACCAGACUCUAAGCUGCCACCAGAGGUAAUCAAUCGCAUUGAAGGACAACUGCCGCAGCAAGUCAUCAAGACGUACGAUCCAAAGCUGGUCGAGUUCAAUCUGCCCGAAUACCCAGCGUUGCCCUCGUUCUACGAUGCUCGCAAGAUUGAGGAAAUUCGUCGCACCAUCAUUGUGUGCGAUGUGAGAAACGAGUGGCGCUUGGACGAUCUAAUGGAGUGCUUUCAACGCGCCGGCGAGGUCAAAUAUGCGCGUUGGGCUGAAAAGGAUAAUAAGACGUACUGCAUGAUUGAGUUUUGUGAGCAGACGAGCGUCAUACAUGCGCUGCGCCUGCAGGGUCAGGAGUUUAAGGGUGGGCACUUAAGUGUCUAUCACUCAACGUACUCCAUUACGAAGCCGGAGGCCAAGUCCAAUGAGGCAGCCCAGGCAGAGAUUGAGGAGGCCAUGACGAUUGUCAAGGAAGCACAGAGCAUGAUAUCGGCCGCUAUAGAUCCAGUCAUUGGCAUGUUAGCCAAGGACAAGCGGCGGCGUUCUCGCUCACACUCACGUUCACGUGAAAGGCGCACCACCAGUCGAUCCCGUUCUCAUCGCUCCAGCUCACGUCGCCGACGCCGUUCGGGCACACGCGAGCGACGUAGCGUAUCCAGGUCUAGGCGCUCGCGCUCUCGCGGCAAACACUCAUCACGAUCGCGCAGCAAACGCUCUCGCUCGCGCCAUCGCCGCAGCAGCUCACGCUCGCGCCGCUCACGUUCACGUGGUGGCAAGCAUUCACGUUCGUCGAGGUCACGUGGUAAACGUUCCAGAUCUCGCCACCGCCGCAGCACAUCACGCACACGACGCUCCCGAUCGCAUGGCGCAGGCGGAGGAGGAGGACUCGGUGGCAGCGGCAGUGCUGUCGUCUCUAUCAGUAGCGGCAAUGGCAAACGUUCCAGAUCUCGCGAGCGCAGCAAGAAAUCCCAUCGCGCACGUUCACCACGCUCGCGCAGCAAACGCAGUUCGCCAUCACCGCCACCUGUGCCCAGCAAGUCGCGAUCCAGUCGAAGCAAAGAUGUUACCACUAUUUCUACCAAGUCGUCGGCAUCGUCCUCCUCGCGACGACGCUCACGCACACCCGACGCACGCAAACUGAAGGCCAUUACGGAGGAUGUGGAGGCAAAGAUUUCCCGUAAAUCGGUCAGCGUUGAGAAAUCCGACAACAUGGAUAUAUCCAAUUCACCAUAAAGAUGAAACGACCCUAUCAUUUGAACACAUUUUGAUAACAAGAAAUACAAACAGAUAAAAAAAACUUACUUUACUUUUGCUAAUUAAAUCUAUAUAAAUGCCAAUUUCUAUUAUGUGACCGCUUUGAGAUUUUGUAUUGCUCUGCUCUGUCCUAGUUCCAAGUAUAAAGUUUGAUUCAAAAGUCCAGCAUUUACACAUGUA